AUGGUGGCAGCGAAAGUAGAAACUAGUCUUAAGAAGGAAGAUAAUGUGGGGCAUCGCCCUGGGACUCCUGAAAAGAAGGACUUAUUGGAUGCUUUGACACAAGUUAAGGAUCAGUUCGAUAAGGUAGGCAAGUCUGGCAGUGGCGUUUGCGAAUUACUAAAGACCGAAUCUGUUCAAGUUGAAAAUGUUAAAGAACAAAAGAAUAAACUAGUUCGGUCAUUCACGUGGAGUCACUCUACCAAAAGUAAAUUUGUAGCAAGGAGUCGCUCCGUUAAAGUUGGUGAUAAUUGCAUGGAGAAAGCCGAAGAACAGUCUUCAAUAUUAAAGAUAUUACAUGCCUGGGAGGCGCAACUCUCUAGAGAGGUAGAGAUAGUCGAGGAUAAGAGGAAAAUUGGAGGAACACUCGAAGUACAAGUUGCCGAAGAAAGCGCUCUAGAAGCUUUCAACAGAAUCAAAAAAUUGAGAGAUGAUGAGCUGCAACCUCAACUUUCUAAUCUCCUAGAAGGUCUACAGAAAAUUUGGACGAAUAUGUCGCAUUGCCAUGACAAGCAAAACGAGAUCAUGUCCGAAAAAUUCUCUCUCUAUAAGCCUCAUGUAAAGUGUUGUGAUGCCAAAAUCUCGGUUGCUACUGACGAGCUUCAAACAAAACUUCAAAAAUGGUGCGCCGCCUUUACUUCAUAUAUUUGUUCACAAAAGGCCUUCAUUAAAUCUCUCAACAAUUGGAGUAAAUAUUCAGUUCCAUCAUUUUUUGAAAAGGAAGUCAACGAUAAUGGGUGCACGAAACUGCUCGGAGAUUGGUUAACUUGUUUGGAAAAAUUGGAGGACAAGGAAGUGAGUAAAGCAAUAAGUGAGUGUGACAAAGAAGUUCAAAAGCUUGUGGAACAACAAAAGAAAGAGCGAGAAUGCAAGAGCAAAGUUGAGAAACUCAAUGCGGAUAUCUACGAACUUGUGCAGCAAUACAAGAAGACCAGGCCAGAGAAGAAGAAGGAGGAGUUGAAUAGAUUGAUGAAUACGCUAAAGAAUGACGAAAAAGCCUAUCAAACUAGUAAGACGAACACACAAAAGAUUGUUACAAACGUGAUUCAGGAGAGUUUUGCAUCAGUCUUCAAAUCGUUGGCCGAGUUUACAACCAAAGCUGCUAAAGAGUAUGCCGAGGUUGCAAAGAAUCAUAAUAUUAAUUGCAGUGAUUAG
This is a messenger RNA of Rosa chinensis, 1191 nucleotides long. Its product is annotated as protein ROLLING AND ERECT LEAF 2-like. The record is from RefSeq and is a predicted model, not a curated record. The coding region runs from base 1 to 1191 and encodes 396 amino acids. The transcript has a single exon. Lineage: Eukaryota; Viridiplantae; Streptophyta; Magnoliopsida; Rosales; Rosaceae.